AUGGUAUUCCGGGGCAAACCAUCCCCUGGAUGCGGGCCCUGCCGCCAACGGCGGAUCAAGUGCGACCUGGGCAUUCCUUCAUGCACGCAAUGCCUUAAAGUGCAAAAUAAAUGCUAUGGAUAUCGCGAUCGACUGGAUCUGAUGUUCCUUCACCAAACCGACAAUGUCACCCCAAAAGCGAACCCGUGUUCUUCAUCUGGGUCAAAAUCAAGAUAUUCCAAGUCAUAUUCAGGAAAAAGCGAAGAGUGGAACAAUGCGACCGGCCAUGGCGACAUCAUGACACCACCACAGAUGCAGCAACUGGUAGAGCCUCUCACUUCCAGGGCCAUCAAUCUGUUCAUGUUUGCAUUUUCUGGUGGUGUCUACCUCGAAUACCUUCCUGCUAUCUAUGGAUAUCAUGAAAGACCCGCUUCUCUACAGACGUCACUUGAAGCAGUGGCGCUCGCAUACUUGGCCAAGGUGCAAGGUCGAACGGAUCUGAGACAGAUGGCACUAAAAACCUAUGGCAUAGCUUUGACGCUCACAAAUCUUGCUGUGCGAAGCCUCGCCGCGACAGAGCAGCUUGAGACGGCGACGUCUGUCCUGCUUCUUGCAUUAUUUGCUGUCAUACUACCCAGAUCUUCGACCGAAGCCCGGGAUACUUGGUCAAAGCAUGUGCAAGGCGCUUUGGCCGUCCUAGCAUCUUGCAAUACACCGGAAAUUUUCGACAGCUUAUCCGGUCAGAGCAUUCUUCAUCACGUUAUUUCAACCACUCAGAUAGACUCGAUCAACCGGUGCAAGCCACUGCCACCUCAGCUGCAGUGUCUCUUUUCUGUAUCCUGGCUUAGCUGUGGGCCACAGGUCCAGCUCUGGUCUCUUAUUGACCGUAUUUCCAUGCUCAAUGCUUCAUUUAGCCCCACCAGCAUCAGUCUUUCCUAUCUGUCAGAUAUACAGUUUGUGGAUGAUGAAAUCGAGAAUCUUUUAAGAACUAUGCCGCAAGCCUACCAGAGCUGCUUUGAGUUCGAAGAAGAUGAAUCCGAGGCUAUUCAACUUCCCGUCAAAGGGGGAGUGAAACGAAUCCCUUUUCAAAUAUUCAAGAGCCAUCGUCUGGCUCAAACUUGGAAUACGCUUCGGAUUCUCCGCUUAUUCAACACAGAAUUACUUGCAUCCGCUGCAUCAGCUUAUCUGUCAAGUGUCACAAACGAUAUAGCCGCCCAGGCAUCUCUUGUGCGCUUGCUGGAACGUGCAACGGAAGUUGCAACAAGAACGUCGCUCGAUAUCUGUGCAACGGUCCCAGAGCCUUUGCGACCACGUUCAAUUCUGAAAAACAAUCCGAUGGGCAUUCCGACCGAUGACUCUGCCUGGGCGCGUUCUCUUGUUUGGCCUUUGAGUCUGGCGAAGGCCUCAGCGCAUCACUCAGACGUUUUGCGGGACUACAUUGAAAAGCAAUUGCAAAUACUAAUUAGUGUCCCUGGCAUGUGUGAGUUGUAUAUGGACACACCUACCGACUCCUUUUCCGUUAUCAACUGGUAA
Molecule: messenger RNA, 1512 nt
Organism: Penicillium argentinense
Lineage: Eukaryota; Fungi; Ascomycota; Eurotiomycetes; Eurotiales; Aspergillaceae
Product: Zn(II)2Cys6 transcription factor domain-containing protein
Exons: 2
Coding region: 1-1512 (503 amino acids)
Biological process (GO): regulation of DNA-templated transcription
Molecular function (GO): DNA-binding transcription factor activity, RNA polymerase II-specific; zinc ion binding
Source: RefSeq, a predicted model, not a curated record